AUGGUCCGUUUCAUUGACUUCAAGUGCGACUUGUCUGGGGAACAAAUUUACUUUGAAAAGAGCGGUUUGAAAUUGGAAAUUGGUGGGAAACUCGGAGGAGGUGCAUACGGCGACGUCUUCCGAGCUUAUCUGGUGGACAACUUACACACUGGUCUAGAGCAGCCGGCUAAGAAACGAUCGAUCGAGCCCAAAAAUAGAUCGUACAAAACAGCUUCGGCCCAUGAAUUUUGCAUUAGAAGAGUGUCCCAACUUGAUACUCGUGCCAUUAACUCGUUGGACUCUACUAGGGAAAACUUUGACUCCAAUAAAUAUACAGUGGAUAUGUGUGUUCCUUCUAACCCCCCCAAAAGGGAUGCUGAUUUCGCAAUUAAAUACUUUAAAGAUGAUUCAGUUAAGAUUCUAAAGCAAGGUCUCACCUCGGCGACAAUAAGGGAAUUAUCAAUUAUGAAGAGUUGCGAGGGUCAUCCAAAUAUUUUGAAAGUAAUCGACAUUUUUGUGGAUCCACACCCUAAUAUAUGCAAAAAACUAAACGCUCAACUUCAAACAUUUUUCUCCACCUUCCAAGACAAGGAUCUCAUUGAGAAGGAGUUUAGUUUUUACCCAUUUGCUGAAACACAACCGUUUGUUUUAGCCCUUUACGAAUAUUGCAAAGGCGGGGACCUUAGUAAACAAAUAAACAAGUGCAAUAGGCAAAUUCCGCAGCAGCAGAUGGCGCUACAGAUGUUGCAUCCAAUGCCUAAACAGAUUCUGGAAGAUUGUAUCGGUGAACCCUGUCGCGGAAUGCCCAUACAACAAGUGAAAUGGUACAGCUUUCAACUGCUAAACGGGUUGGCUUAUUUGCACAAUCUUAAGAUUGAACAUCGGGACCUGAAACCUAACAACCUGAUGCUGGAUAGCAAUGAUAAAUUUGCCGUGUUAAAGAUAGGAGAUUGGGGUCUGGGCCGAGAGAAUCGAUCUCUAGACGGUACUGUUACUCCCACUGUAUGCACUCUGUAUUAUCGUCCUAUAGAAAUCAUCUUGGGUAGUAUAAACCUGAACAAAAAUCGCAAUGAUAUCCUUAUAGAUGGGGCGCAGACUCAGAUUCACUCCUAUGGCCUAAACUCGGAUAUAUGGAGCGCUGCAUGUAUAAUAGCGGAGAUGGUAACGGGACAACCCCUUUUCCAAGGGCACUCGGAUUUUCAAGUGCUCACUCGUAUAGUCAUGGCCUUGGGUAAACCGACAGAAAAUGAAUGGAAGAAUUGUUCGCUUUCAGAACACUAUCCAUUCCGAGACGAUCUUUACAAUAUACAUGUAGAAGACAAGAUGAAUAAUCUACGCGUUGCGCUCUUUCAGCGCAUGGAUGACCUAGGCCUGGAUCUACUGCUAAAGAUGCUAGAAUAUAAUCCGCACAAACGGAUAACUGCACAGAUGGCUCUAUCCCAUCCCUGGUUUGCAGAUGUAAAUUUUAGGAAACUUGACUCUCUUGGCGUGAUAAACUGCUACAGUAAUGCAUUGAAGGCCAAGUUUGGCGUGAAAACGGUAGAGUACAUGGAGGAACGGUGCAGCGGUAUAACAACAACAACUUUACUGUCACAUGUAAUGCACAGAAAAGAUGGAGUGAGGGAUAGCGUGGUUGAUGUGAUAGAGGGAGACUUUUUAGCGGCAUAUAAAACAAUAGAAGAAGGACGGUUGCCCAUCGCAAUACAGCAAGUACAAUAA
Messenger RNA from Babesia microti strain RI, 1698 nucleotides. RefSeq names its product Protein kinase domain. The record is from RefSeq and is a predicted model, not a curated record. Gene Ontology annotation, cellular component: nucleus; cytoplasm. The coding region runs from base 1 to 1698 and encodes 565 amino acids. The transcript has 7 exons. Gene Ontology annotation, biological process: protein phosphorylation. Gene Ontology annotation, molecular function: cyclin-dependent protein serine/threonine kinase activity; ATP binding. NCBI's taxonomy places the organism in Eukaryota, Apicomplexa, Aconoidasida, Piroplasmida, Babesiidae.